AUGAUAUUUAAAAACAAAGUCACACCCUCGCCACCCCUCUACUCGGAUAAAUAAAGCACAGUCCCUUAAAUGUACAAUUUCAGUACAUUUGACAGAGCAGGAAGUUACUGUGGGACAACAGCUGGUUUAGAAAACACUGAGCCAAAUGCGAUCCGUGUCACAACAUUAACAGCCGUAAGUUACACAGUUAAGUGCUUUAGUUCACUUUAGUUCAUGUUGACUGAAUGCCAUGGUGUUGCUGACUGUUCUCACAAAUAUGCUUUGUACAGCGCCAGCCUCGUGCCCAAAUAUGGUCACCUCUAGCUCCAAAAAACCAUGAUGGCGACGGUCAAAACAACACUCCACAAACCAAUAGGCUGCACUGAUCUGACCAUCUGGAUUUCAGGCAACGGGAAAAUGCCCGUUGAACAUGGAUAAACCUCAGCGGAUUAUGUUGCAUUUUCAUCUCUUUAUCCUGCAGGAGUAACACCACUGGAUGAGGGUGCUGCUGAGAGAUGAGAUGUGUCCAUCCCCAGCUGGAAGGAUUUUCCUGGAUGGCACAGUAUUUUAAAAGUGGCGCUCAACACCCCCCCGCCCCCUCUCUCCAAACCCAUCUGGCCCAAGCCUGUCACCAGCAAUACAUCACGUUAAUGAAAUGGCAGCAGCCCAAUUCUAUCUGUCAUAAGCAAUCUGCAUCUGCUGAGGAACUGAACGGAAAUGAGGAAGAGGGAUAAAAGUCAGAGGAAGGCAGAGAGACUUUGUGUCCCCCAAGCAGAUGAACUUCAGCACAAAUGCCCAUUGCGGCAGUCACACUAGCAAAGAAAACAUUCCACCUUCAAGCAAAACGGAUGCAUCGCAGGUCCAGAGAGCCAAGCAGCGGACAGUCCUCGGUGUGUUGUCGGACAAUGAGCAGCGUGGUCGAUCCUUCAGCCAGGGGGGCCAUUUUUCCAAACACAGUUCGAUCUCCGACAGCUCCCAGCUCACCUUCCUCGGCCAUCCCUCCAGUUCCAGCUUCGAUGUUUAUGUCGAAGAAGCUUGUGAAGUUGUUCUUGCAGCUUCUGGUCAAGAGGUGGUCUCGGACAGCUAUUACUUAGAUGCAGAAACUGAUGCAAUGCAAAAUGAAGAUUUGAGACUCCUGCUGGACCUGAGUACAAGUUUGUGCCAGGAUGUUUCUAUGCAGUCUGACACAGACAAAUCCCUGAUGUCAGAGGAGGUGCUGCGUGUUUCCGAGUAUACAGAGGAUAUUUACCUGCACUUGAGGGAGAGUGAAGUGAGGUCCAGGCCAAAGCCAGGCUACUUAGAGAAACAUCCAGAGAUCACCAACGGCAUGAGGGUUAUCCUGGUGGACUGGAUGGUGGAAGUCGUCCAGGAAUACAAGCUUCGUACUGAAACUCUGCACCUUGCCGUCAACUAUUUGGACCGCUUUCUUUCCUCCAUAGCGUAUUUAAAACGGAGCAAGCUGCAGCUGGCCGGCACAGCUGCAUUAUUGAUCGCGUCAAAAUAUGAGGAGAUCUUCCCUCCCGAGCUGAACGAGUUUGUGUACACCACAGACAGCACCUACACCAAGGAGCAGCUGGUCCACAUGGAGCACGUGUUCCUAAAAGUGCUCUCUUUCAAAGUGGCAGCCCCCACUGUAAACCAGUUCCUUCGCCUUUUCAUGUCCAUCCACUCUGUCUGUGCCAACACUGAGAACCUUGCCCUGUAUGUGGCAGAGUUAAGCCUGCUGGAAAUCGAUCCAUUCCUGCAGUACACCCCAUCUAUAGUGGCAGCUGGAGCCUACUGCCUCGCCGCCUACACUGUGAACAAAUCUCUCUGGCCAGAUUCCUUACAAGCCUUGACUGGUUACACCACGGCUGAGAUUGUCCCCUGUCUGACUGACCUCCACAAGCUAUACAUCAGUGCAGAGAGUCACCCGCAACAGGCCGUCAGGGAUAAGUAUAAGAGUUCAAGGUAUUGUCGUGUGUCAUUGAUCACUGCACCUGCUGUUCUGCCUUUUCCAUGAAUAACUGCCCCACCCGUCUUCCGAUGCUUCUGCCAGAAUCUAAUUAGACUGUGAACAAAACAAACACACUUGAUUCUACUGCCAAUCCCACAUGUGCUUCGCUCCUCUGGACACCUAAUAACUUUGAGAUUUUUUAAUAUAGUUUAUGCAAAUACAACAAACCAUUUUUAAUAAAGCCUACAUCGUGACUGAAGAAAUUUGAUACUUGCAGGUGUUCUUGUAAAAAGUUUUUAAAAGUGAUGAGUCAUCUUUUGGAA
Molecule: messenger RNA, 2238 nt
Organism: Epinephelus moara (kelp grouper)
Lineage: Eukaryota; Metazoa; Chordata; Actinopteri; Perciformes; Serranidae
Gene: ccna1
Product: cyclin A1
Exons: 13
Coding region: 755-1981 (408 amino acids)
Biological process (GO): mitotic cell cycle phase transition; regulation of cyclin-dependent protein serine/threonine kinase activity
Cellular component (GO): cyclin A2-CDK2 complex; nucleus; cytoplasm
Molecular function (GO): cyclin-dependent protein serine/threonine kinase regulator activity
Source: RefSeq, a predicted model, not a curated record